UUACUUGGACAUCAAAGAUCGAGGCAAGCAUCGCACCAGUGAUCGUUCUUCUACAAAGCAAACAGACAAUACGUAGGACAUCUUGGUCAGAUUCCCGAGAAGCGUCGCCGUCGCCCAUCUUCACUCUGGGUCGUGUACUCAGUUACGCAUCACUGCCUUUUGUCUGCCUGCUAGACGCUCACUAGACGCACGCUGGUCGAGCUAGUGGAUAGGUGGAAGUCGUUGGAGCGAUACCACUCUGAAUUUACAGACUGACACAUUAUCGAAUAAAGAAGAGGAUAUAAAAUCGGUAUUGGAUUGGAUUUGGGAGUUGAACAGUAACAAUGUGUAACCCAUGCUGUCUUAGUCAGCUGGCGUGCUGCUGUGGCUCGGCGGCGUGUUCGCUGUGCUGCGGCUGCUGCCCCAAGAUAAAGCAGUCCACCGGCACGCGCUUCAUGUACGCGCUCUACUUCAUGCUGGUCACCGUCACCUGCGUCGUCAUGAUGUCGCCCACCGUGGAGAGGGAGAUGCAGAACCUGCCAUUGUACAAAGACAUCUGUGAGCAUCUGAGUGCCGGGGCCAACUGCAACGACCUGGUGGGCUACAGGGCAGUGUACAAGGUCUGCUUUGGCAUGGCCUGCUUCUUUUUCCUCUUCUGCAUCUUCACCAUACGGGUCCAGUCCAGCAAGGGGUGCCGGGCAGCCAUUCACAACGGGUUCUGGUUCUUCAAGUUCAUAGCUCUGCUGGGCUGCUGUGCAGGAGGAUUCUUCCUUCCAGAUCAGGAUACCUUUCUUAACGUGUGGCGCUACGUGGGGGCAGUCGGAGGCAGCCUCUUCCUGCUCAUCCAGCUGAUGCUCCUGGUCGAGUUUGCCCAUCGCUGGAACCAAAACUGGACGUCGGGGGUGAAGUACAACAAGCUGUGGUACGCGGCGCUGGCCCUGGUGACGCUGGUGCUGUUCACGGUGGCGGUGGGCGCGCUGGUCUUCAUGGCCUACUUCUACACGCACGCCGAGGCCUGCUUCCUCAACAAGAUCUUCCUGGGCGUCAACGCCUCCCUCUGCAUCAUUGUCUCCCUGCUGGCCAUCUCGCCCUGCAUCCAGACCUACCAGCCUAUGUCUGGCCUGCUGCAGCCUGGAGUGAUCAGUGUGUAUGUCAUGUACCUGACCUUCUCAGCCCUCUCCAGCAAACCCAAAGAAAGGGUGGAGGAGAACGGCGUCAACGUCACCGUGUGCGUGUUCCCCUUCAGCUCGGGCGACGAGAGCGGUAAGAGGAUAGCCACAGGAGUGGGCACUGCCAUCCUCUUCUGCUGCAUCCUCUACUCAUGCUUGACUUCCACCACCAGAAGGAGCUCAACUGCUCUGCGGGUGUACAGGAACUCUGUUCAAGAGAGUGAGAGAGCUCGCUGUUGUUUCUGCUGGGGAGAUGACACAGAUGACUUUGACGAGGAGGAGAAGAAAACGGGAGGCGGUCAGGAUGUCGCUUAUGACGAGCAGGACGGCACUAUCUACAGCUACGCCUACUUCCACUUCGUCUUCUUCCUAGGCUCCCUCUACGUCAUGAUGACCGUCACAAACUGGUUCCAUUACAACGAUGCCAGUAUCGAGGAGCUGCUGGACGGCAGCUGGUCGGUGUUCUGGAUUAAGAUGGCCUCCUGCUGGGUGUGCCUGGUGAUCUACCUGGGGACCCUGGUGGCCCCUGUGUUCUGUCCAAGGAGGUUUGAGGCCUAAAACCAGCAACACCCCACUCACUCCCAACCCUGCUGCCCAUCCUGUGGACUCCUGCAAACGGUGGCAACACCCACACAGACAGUCAUACACAUGCUCACACACACACACACACACACACACGGAGACACAGACAGAUAGACACACGCACAGACAUACACUCACUCACUCACUCACUCACUCACUCACACACACACACCACCUCAGUAGUAUGAGUUUUGUUAUUGCUGUUAGGUUGAUCUUUUUUCCAUUGUGUUUACAACAUUAGUUGCUUUCAUGAUAGGUUUUUUUAGUGUGUAUGCGUGUGAAGGGAAAGCUGUCAAUGCCUUACAGUUCCUAUGACCUGUGUUUUAUUUGUUUGUUUGUUUGUUUGUGUGUUUUCUACUUCAUUAUGAAGCAUGGAGUUCUGUUACUGUUGCAUUCAUUGUGGUUACAGUGAACACCUUCACCAUUAUGUUGGUCGUAAAUGUAUAUAAACAUCUUUUUUAAUAUAUGAGGAACAAAUCCCCGGAUUCAAACCCAAGAAACAUUUUGCUCAGGCCCAUAAAGCACCUGUAAGUGUCUUGCUUGUUACAUUGGUAGAUAAUGUAUUCUAUGCAAUUCAACGGGCUAUUGUUAAUUUUAUUUUUACUUCUUUGUCAUCUGGUUUCACACUACUCAUUUCAGCUCAUUGUUCAGUGGUCCUCAUUCUUGUUUGCAUCUGUGAGACUCAGUUGAACACCAAGAAAGUAUGUUUUUGUAAUUGCACAGACUUCUUUUUCCCAAAUAUGUCACAUAUUGACCUAAGAUUUGUGUAAAUAUAAAUGGAAAUCACGGGGCCAAUUUGUCCUUUUGUUUUCUUUUGUUGUAGUUUUUUUACGAUCAGGACUGAAGAUAUUCAUCUUUGUCGGUGGUUGUUGUUGUUGUUGGGUCAGGAAAGAGGCAACGUGAGGGAGCUUAAUCUCAGGAUAUGAGGUUUUGGAAACGGAAUCUGGAGAGGAUUGAGUUGGUUUGAAGGGCACAGAGUGAAGUUCAGGAGGAGGGUUACUAUACAGCUGUUAGUCUAUAUAGUCCAAAUAUGACGUUCUUGUCAUGGGUGAAGAUGUACCAUCAACUAGACAUGCGGUGACUUCUCAGCAUUAAGGCCAAAUACUGAAUGCAGCCCUCCAUAUGCACUCAAGAUGUCACUAAGUAGGAGCGGAGGAGGCCAAAGCUAGAACCUAAGGGAUUCAAUGGUGUCAUGUGCAGGCAAAUGCAGAGCAUUGCUAACUCACACAACGACUUAAGCUAACUAAGAAGCAGCAUUUCUCUCAAACUGGGUUUGAGCAGAUACAGGUAUUGUACAGCUAUUACAGACUAUUUCUGUUAUUUAACAAUCAGUUUUAAUGCAAUCAGAAGUGCUUUUUACCAGUUCAUGUUUGGUAAAGUUGUCUUUGAGCUUUCCUUUUAAUUACCAUUCAAAGUGGUAAAAAAAAGAUGUUUUUGAGAAAACGUUGCUCCAUACUAGAUAUGCUUUUCCACAUAAAAUUUUGUUACAUUGUUUUGUAAUUUAGCGUUUUGAACAGAGAAUAGACAGUGGACUAUUGUUACAUUUUCAUACUAAUAUACUAAUAAUAAUAAAUAUUUGUAGAGCCAGUUUCCCUAAUCCAAAUCCACCAGUCAAUAGUAUUGUUCCAUCUUAGUUGUUAAUAUGUACAUAAUAAUAGUAAUAAUAAUAAUAAUGCUAAUAAUAAUGCACUUUUUCUAUCUUUCAUACUGGCAUUUUACAGAUAGAAGUAAUAUGUAUUCCUGAUGCUUAGUGUGCAGCUGUAGUAAAACAGAUGUAGCAUGAGUCUGUGAACUAACAUCAGUGAUCAGUAUGCCUAGAGUGUACAUCAUCUGUCUCAGCCCACAACACAUAACAGAAACUGGAACUUUUUAUAUGAAGGGUUUUAUCCUGUGGUUUUAUGUCUUCAUUUACUCUUAACAAACUAAUUGGCCAUAUAGGAAGGGGUGAGAUUUGUUAUAUAGACUAACUGAUUUGCAUUUGAAUAGAUUUUUUUUGUGUAUGUCUUGCAAUUUCUUGCAAUUCUUAACUCAGAAGUUCUGUGGGUCACAUUUCAGAAGCUAACAGAAGUGUGUAAAGGUCAGUCCCUUUAAAUAGUCACUGUGGGUAUUUUUCAUUCAUUAUGAACUAACUACUUGCUCGCUUGUCACCUUUUGAAUGUAAUUCUUGAGGUUAAAAAAAAAAAAACCUGUGAAAAAUAGUCAUUAAUAGUGAAAGGGUCUUCAAGGUAAACACAUUUAAACGUUUAACACCGUAUAUUUCUCUGUUAUCUCAGCAGUCAAAGUCAUUUUUUGUCAUUUCAGUCUAAUUAAAAAAAACACUUACACAUAUUUGUUGGUGUGAGAGUUGUGAGCUGGCAUGAUGCUUGCCAUUAUUUCUGUAAUGCUAGUAGUUAUUUUUGAAUACUUUCAAAAUGCUUCUAGGUCAAAUUCUUCAGCUGCCAACCACUUCAGGGUUGUUAUACAAAUGACCACUAGGGGUGCUAAUACUGCACAUUCAAUUCGGUAUAUUUGCAUCUGUUUCAUAUUUGGUAGGUGCAUCUGAAUGAAACAUAGUUGUUUUGUUUUCAAGGGGCAAUGCAUAGGUUGAGUUAAAGGCAUAAUUGUUGUUGUCCAAUUGUGAAAAAACAACAACAACCUACAAAUUAUAAGUUAGGACUUUUAAAAGCUAUUUGUGUUCAGAUGUUGUUGUUUUUUAUUGUUGUUGUUUUUUCAUUUUCUUGUAUACAUAAGUUAGUAUUGGUAGUGAAGUACCAGCACGUGGAUGAAGAUUGAGGUGCUGAGCAGUGUGCUAUAGACCAUCUGUACUGCCAUGAACGAGCCUUACAUCAUGAAGUACUAUUCUGUCCUUUACUGAAUUCUCAGUUUUUCAGUGGUCUUUUUAAUGAUUAAAUAUAAAAUCUAAAUGUAA
Messenger RNA from Sardina pilchardus (European sardine), 4638 nucleotides. It is a transcript of the gene serinc5, whose product is annotated as serine incorporator 5. The record is from RefSeq and is a predicted model, not a curated record. The transcript has 12 exons. The coding region runs from base 324 to 1706 and encodes 460 amino acids. Gene Ontology annotation, cellular component: membrane. NCBI's taxonomy places the organism in Eukaryota, Metazoa, Chordata, Actinopteri, Clupeiformes, Clupeidae.